GACAGCUUUAGCGACACUGUACUACGUCAUCGAGGCCACGCGGGAUCCACUGGUAAUCUGGCUCAUGUUGAUCUAUCGCAUUUGGACGACGCUCUUUGCGGGGCUCUGGGCUCAGAACUACCGGCACUGCGCUCAGCUCGAAUCGAAAUUGCGCCGGUGUGGGCACCGCGUCAAAAUGCCGUCAGGCAACUGGACGUACGAGCUCGUCCUUGGGGACCCAACUGCGAUUGUGUUACUCGAUUCAAUCGUCGCCACGCUCUACUGCCUGGAUAUUUGGGCUAGUAGCGCAAGCUUUGGCGCGAUGCACGUUCAGUCUGGCGCCAACUUUGUGUUGUCUCUGCUCCUCGGGAUGCUGUAUCUAGCGCGCACGGUCUGGUUUGCGUACUGGGGUCUCGGCAUUGUCUCGUUCGGACUCCAGCGUUGGCGAAAAGAACAUUGCUCUUCGGAAGUCGACUCAAUGCUCGUAGCGAUCGCCGUGGCUAUCUACGGGCCGAUCAUGGCAUUCAUCAACAGCCAUUGCGUGGUGAUCGGGCGCGUGGAGCACUACAUUUUUCCUGUCUCGUACCCGAG
Molecule: messenger RNA, 570 nt
Organism: Saprolegnia diclina VS20
Lineage: Eukaryota; Oomycota; Saprolegniomycetes; Saprolegniales; Saprolegniaceae
Exons: 2
Source: RefSeq, a predicted model, not a curated record